AUGCAAGACGGAGAUAUGGUGCAGGGACUGGUGCCCAAAGUCGGUGAGAGACGAGAAGAUAGUUCUAAAACUCUAUGUCGGUCUGAAAACCAAGGCCAAACAUCUGUGCUGCCCGUGCUGACCGUGCUGCCCGUGCUGCCCGUGCUGCCCGUGCUGCCCGUGCUGCCCGUGCUGCCCGUGCUGCCCGUGCUGACCGUGCUGCCCGUGCUGCCCGUGCUGCCCGUGCUGCCCGUGCUGACCGUGCUGCCCGUGCUGCCCGUGCUGAUCGUGCUGACCGUGCUGCCCGUGCUGCCCGUGCUGCCCGUGCUGCCCGUGCUGCCCGUGCUGCCCGUGCUGCCCGUGCUGCCCGUGCUGAUCGUGCUGACCGUGCUGCCCGUGCUGCCCGUGCUGCCCGUGCUGCCCGUGCUGCCCGUGCUGCCCCAGGACAUCUUCCAUCCCAUAAUAAGGCAGUGGCAGCAGUGGCCCAGAGCUGCCCACACUGUGGACCCCUCCAGCAGCCCUGACCUCAGCCUCUUCACACGCCUGCCAUCCCAUAGUGGUCGCCAUGGAGACGUCUCUCGCCCGCCAUCCCAUAGCGGUCGCCAUGGAGACGUCUCAAGUCCGGGACUGAGCUGGGAGGAAGUGGGAAUGUCCACAUUAGAGUUGGAUUCAGGACGAGUCAGAAAAAUCUUCUCGAGCAGUUCGAGCAUUUCUUGA
Messenger RNA from Knipowitschia caucasica, 696 nucleotides. The record is from the annotation of a GenBank genome assembly. Lineage: Eukaryota; Metazoa; Chordata; Actinopteri; Gobiiformes; Gobiidae.